AGCAGGGCGGAGAGACGGAGCCUCCGGAGGAGCGUGUAACGGGACGGGACGGAUGUAACGGAGCACCUCCACCUGCGCCCCCACCUCCGCCGCCGCCGCCGCGUCCGCCCGGCCGGUACCGACACCCCGUCCGCCCGCCCGCACCACACACACGCUUCGGGACUGAUGGAGACGUCGGGGAGGCUUUAGUCCUCCUCCCCCCUGAACCCCCCCUCCCCCCGGCCUCGGUCCAGUCAUGGAUAAACCGGCGGCCGUGGGCGCGCCGGCCGGCCCGGGGAAGACCAGCGGGCUGAAACCGCCCACGAAGAUCGCGCGUCCGUCGGGGACGGCGUCCAGGACGUCGCCGCCGUCUGGCGGCGCCGCCUCCCCGACUCAGGACGGUCAGGCGGACUUCCAGGUGGGGGAGCGGGUCUGGGUCAACGGCAACAAGCCGGGCGCCGUGCGCUUCGUGGGCGGCACGCAGUUCGCCCCGGGGCAGUGGGCGGGCAUCGAGCUGGACGAGCCCAUCGGGAAGAACGACGGCUCCGUGGCCGGCGUGCGCUACUUCCAGUGCUGCGACGGGCGUGGCAUCUUCACCCGGCCGUCCAAACUGUCCCGGGCGCCGCUGCCGGACAGGGAGGCCAACGGGGCGCAGGCCGGGCCGCCGGGAGCGCCCGGGGUACCGGGAGCAGCCGGACCACCUGCCGCCGGCGAUGCCGCGCCGCCCGCCAACGCCGCGCCGCCCGCCAACGCCACGCCGCCCACCAACGCCACGCCGGCCGCCAACGCCACGCCGGCCGCCAAUGCCGCGCCGCCCGCCAACGCCACGCCGCCCACCAACGCCACACCGCCCGCCAACGCCACGCCGGCCGCAAACACCGCUACAGCUCCGGCGUCCAGCGUCCGGGCGAGCGGCGUCCUGAACCGGAUGGUGACGUCCAGCGAGUCCAUCUCCAACCUGUCAGACCCGGACUCCGCCAAGAAGAACCGGCGGGAGCUGCGGCUGGGAGACCGCGUGCUGGUGGGAGGGAGCAAGGCGGGAGUGGUGCGCUUCCUGGGAGAGACAGACUUCGCCAAGGGGGAGUGGUGCGGCGUGGAGCUGGACGAGCCUCUGGGGAAGAACGACGGCGCCGUGGCGGGGACCAGGUACUUCCAGUGCAUGCCCCGCUACGGCCUCUUCGCUCCGGUCCACAAGGUGACCCGGAUCGGGUUCCCCUGCACCACGCCCACCAAGGCCAAGAGCUCCCGGAGGAGGUCCACGCUCAAGAGGAGCCCCAGCGCCUCCUCCAUCAGCUCCCUCAGCUCCACCGCCUCCUCCAUCAGCGGCAGGCCCAGCAGGGCCGGACUGCUGACGGAGACCUCCGCCCGCUACGCCCGGAAGAUCUCGGGCACCACGGCGCUGCAGGAGGCGCUGAAGGAGAAGCAGCAGCACAUCGAGCAGCUGCUGGCCGAGCGCGACCUGGAGCGCUGCGAGGUCGCCAAGGCCACCAGCCAGGCGGGGGAGGUGCAGCAGGAGCUGGCUCAGCUCCGCAAAGGCCGGGACCAGUACGCAGAGGAGAUGGAGGCCAAGCUGGACCAGCUGCGCUCGCUGGUGGAGGCGGCCGACCGAGACAAGGUGGAGCUGCUCAACCAGCUGGAGGAGGAGAAGAGGAGGGUGGAGGACCUGCAGUUCCGGGUGGAGGAGGCCUGCAUCACCAGAGGAGACCUGGAGACGCAGACCAGACUGGAACAUGCCCACAUUAAGGAGCUGGAGCAGAGUCUCCUCUUUGAAAAGACCAAAGCUGAAAAGCUCCAGAGGGAUUUAGAGGACACCAGGGUGGCCACGGUGUCGGAGCGCUCCCGCAUCAUGGAGCUGGAGCGGGAGGUGUCCGACCUGCUGCUGCGCCUGCGGGCGUCGCAGCAGAAGGAGGACGCCGUGUCGCUGUCGCAGCAGCAGAUCAGCAGCCUGAAGGCCCAGGCGCAGGCCCAGGAGAAGAAGAUCAGCGAGCUGAGCGUCGACCUGGAGAGCAAACAGAAGGAGCUUCAGUCGGCGCUGCAGGAGCGAAGCUGUGUGGAGCAGCAGCUGAGCAGCCUGAGGGAGACGCUGGAGACGGCGGAGGAGGACCGGAGGACGACGGAGAGGAGCGCCAGAGAUCUGGAGCAGAGCGUGGAGCGAUGGAGGAAAGACCUGGAGGCCCUGACGGAGGAGAGCCGGAGCAAAGAGAAGGAUCUGAGAGCCCAGCUCGCUCAGGCGGCGGAGAAGUGUGAGCGGACGGCGCUGUCCCUGCAGCAGCUGACCGAUGAGAGGACGGUCCUGGAGACGCAGCUGGAGGCUCUGAAACAGCAGAACUCCAAGUUCCAGGAGGAGCUGAGUCUGUCCAAAGAACGCAGCAGCUCGGAGAACCAGAGAAUCGGAGAACUCUGCAAGGAAAUAGAGGAGCUGAAGCUGGCCUCCCAGAAGCCCCAGCACCUGGACCAGAUCAGUGAGGAUCGCAGCAGCAGCCUCCAGUCAGACAUGAAGACCAGAGAGAACGUCUCCCAUCAGGACGCAGACAGACCCCUGAUCUCGGACAAAGACCGGGAGCUGGAGACUCUGAGGAACGAGAUCGCCGUGCUGCGAGGAGAGAACGCCGUGGCCAAGACGCUGCAGUCGGCCGUGGAGACGCUGGAGAGGGACAAGGCUCAGCUGCAGGGCCGCGUCCACAGCCUGGAGCAAAGGCUCAUGGGAGCUCCGGACAGGGAGGCGCCGCCGUCAGGAGAGUCGGCGCUGGAGCAGCUGAGGGAGGAGAAGGAGUUCGCCGAGGGACAGAUCAACUUCCUGAACAGUGUGAUCGUGGACCUGCAGCGGAAGAACGAGGAGCUGAAGGUCAAACUGAAGAAGCUGGCGUUGGCCGAGUUCAACGGGAACGACGGCACCGACGGGUUCGACGACGGCGCUCUGAAGCGAGAGAAGAAGGCUCCGCCUCGACUCUUCUGCGACAUCUGCGACUGCUUCGACCUGCACGACACCGAGGACUGCCCCACCCAGGCCCAGAGCCCCGACUCCGUCCCCCACAGCGCCUACCGCGGGAACCCGGCCGACCACCGGCCCUACUGCGACAUCUGCGAGGCCUUCGGACACGAAACCGAGUCCUGCAACGACGACCAGACCUUCUGAGGACCCGCUCAGACCCCAGAGACCCCGACCCCCACCCCCGGAGACCCCCACCACCCCCAGAGACCCCGAGAGACCCCCAUCACCCCAGAGACCCCCACCACCCCCAGAGACCCCUAGAUACCCC
Molecule: messenger RNA, 3239 nt
Organism: Salarias fasciatus (jewelled blenny)
Lineage: Eukaryota; Metazoa; Chordata; Actinopteri; Blenniiformes; Blenniidae
Gene: clip1b
Product: CAP-GLY domain containing linker protein 1b
Exons: 23
Coding region: 236-3115 (959 amino acids)
Biological process (GO): cytoplasmic microtubule organization
Cellular component (GO): cell cortex; microtubule plus-end; nucleus
Molecular function (GO): microtubule plus-end binding
Source: RefSeq, a predicted model, not a curated record